Messenger RNA from Manis pentadactyla (Chinese pangolin), 1098 nucleotides. RefSeq lists its product as uncharacterized. Gene Ontology annotation, biological process: virion assembly. NCBI's taxonomy places the organism in Eukaryota, Metazoa, Chordata, Mammalia, Pholidota, Manidae. The coding region runs from base 1 to 1098 and encodes 365 amino acids. The record is from RefSeq and is a predicted model, not a curated record. The transcript is spliced from 2 exons.
AUGGGCCCUCGAGUUUUAACUGCCCAGACUCAACCUCAGAAAAAGGAAAAAGAAACUACCAAAGUUUACCCCGAUACUCAAGAUUUGCUUAUGGUUGAUGAUCCCCCUCCCCCUCCUUACCCUCCCGCCCCUACAGCAGCCCCGGCACUCCCAGCACCACCAGCCCUGGCACCCUCAGUCCCUGAUGCUGAGGCAGUGGGGCCGGCUCCAGGACCUGCCCAGGGAACUCGGCGCCGCCGAGGGGCCACCUUGGACCCACCGGGUAUUUUUCCUCUCCGGUCUUAUGGAGUUCCCAUCCUUGGGGAAGAAGGGGACCCGCCUUUCCAACCUCUGCAAUAUUGUCCCUUCUCCUCUGCUGAUUUGUAUAAUUGGAAAGCUAACCACCCGCCCUUUUCAGAUGAACCGCAGAAACUAACUAGUCUGGUAGAGUCCCUGAUGUUUUCCCACCAGCCCACCUGGGAUAACUGUCAGCAGCCUUUGCAGGUGCUCUUCACCACGGAAGAGAGAGAGAGGAUUCUCCUGGAGGCACGAAGGAAUGUGCCUGGAACCGACGGGCGACCUUCGCAACUCCCUCACGACAUAGAGAGGGGGUUCCCGUUGACUAGACCCAACUGGGACUUUAAUUCUCCAGAAGGUAGGGAGCGACUAACCAUCUAUCGUCAGGCUCUGGUGGCAGGACUCCGUGGGGCUGCAAGAUGCCCCACCAAUUUGGCCAAGGUACGAGAGGUCAGCCAGGGAGCCACUGAAGCACCCACAGUAUUCUUAGAGCGCCUGAUAGAAGCCUUCAGGUGGUAUACUCCCUUUGAUCCCACUUCUGAGGGGCAUAGUGCUUCAGUGGCCCUUGCUUUUAUCGGACAGUCGGCACCCGACAUUAGAAAAAAACUUCAGAGAUUGGAAGGCUUACAGGAUUUGUCGCUGAGAGAUUUAGUUAAAGAAGCAGAGAAAGUUUAUCAUAAGAGAGAGACUGAGGAAGAGAAGGAGUUAAGGAAAGAAAAGGAAAGGGAAAGUAAAGAAGAAAAGAGGGAUAAGAAGUAUGAGAGAAAUUUAACAAAGAUCUUGGCCGCAGUAGUAGAAAGUAAGUUGAAGAUACCCGAGUGA